GACUAAAAGGCUCAUCCCCACUCUACUUCACCACCAAGAACGGCACAACAUUCUCUACUCUCUUCUAAAAGAUUUUUCCAAUCACCUCCCGCUAAUCUCGCCCUUCGCGGCUACACCUACUACUACUACUACUACUACUACUAUUAUUCUCUUCCUUCACUUUUCUUUUUUCCUAUUUAGUUCUCAAAAGCUUAUGGUCCUAACACCAAAAAAGCAUUUUCAUUAUCCAAAUUAAAAUUAAAAACACACAAAAAAAAAGAAGGAAAAAUAACCAAAAAAAGGGAAAAAAAAAAUGUGUGUCUUCCUUGUUCUUCUUCUUCAUCAUCUCCUUCUCUAUCUGUCUCUGUUUUUUUCCUCUUCCACUGCAAAUCCUCCUCAACCCUAUCCGUACGGUCUCUCUUUCCACAUUGACUGCGGUGGACUCGUUAACGCCACCGAUCCUUUCAACACCACUUGGCUCGCCGACCGAUUCUUCACCGGCGGCAACACCGCCAUUGUCUCUGAGCCCCUGCAGUUCCGGCAUCCUCAGGAGAAGACCCUCCGUUACUUCCCUCUCACCUCCGGCAAGAAGAAUUGUUACAUAAUCCCUGACCUGCCGGACGGGAGGUACUAUUUGCGGACAUUCACCGUGUACGACAAUUACGACGGGAAGUCUCACUCGCCGUCGUUCGAUGUCUCCGUUGAGGGAACCGUUGUGUUUAGCUGGAAGUCGCCGUGGUCGGAGGAUCUCGCUCGCACCGGCUCGUACUCCGAUCUCUUCGUGUUCGUCAGCGACGGCGAGGCCGAUAUUUGUUUCUACAGCAUUGCGACCGAUCCUCCCGUAGUCGGUUCGCUCCAGCUUGUUCAGGUCGAUCCGGCGUCGUAUGACUCCGCUGCUAUUGGUCGAAAUUAUAUUCUUGUGAACUAUGGGAGGUUCAGCUGUGGGACCGACCAGUGGGGCCCAGGGUUCAGCAACGACACCGAUCUCUUCAGUCGUUCGUGGCAGUCGGACUCGGAUCUCCGAUUGACGGACAGCAAGAACCCGGUGAGGGCGGUUUCGACCAGGUUUAGCAUCUCCGGGACAGACCGGAGUCCGAAUUAUUUCCCGAUGAAGUUGUACAAGACGGCGUUGGAGGCCGGCGGCGAUGGAGGCCUGGAGUACCAAUUGACCGUGGACGCGAAGCUGGAUUACUUGCUGUGGUUCCAUUUCGCUGAGAUCGGUCCAGGAGUGACGAGAGCGGGUCAGAGAGUGUUUGAUAUUUUGAUCAAUGGGAAGAAUGUGAAUCGGAUUGAUAUAUACAAGGAGGUUGGGAGCUUCGCUGCGUAUAAUUGGCAUUACACAGUGAAGAAUUUGAGUAGUACUGUUUUGAAGGUGAGGCUUGUUUCUGUGGUCGGUGCCGCAUUGAUCUGUGGGCUCGAGAAUUAUGCACUUGUUCCGGCUGACCUUUCCACUGUUCCUGAACAAGUUACUGCUAUGCAAGCUUUGAAACAGUCACUCCGUGUUCCCGAUCGAAUGGGUUGGAACGGGGAUCCUUGUGCUCCUACUAAUUGGGAUGCAUGGGAGGGAGUUACAUGCCAUCUCAACAAGAAUAAAACUGCGCUUGUAAUAUACCAGAUAGAUCUUGGAAGUCAAGGUUUGAAAGGGUAUAUCAGCGAUCAGAUUGUUCUAUUGUCAAACUUGGUAAGCCUGAACUUAAGUUCUAAUUCUUUGGAGGGCACGAUACCAUCUGGGCUAGGUCAAAAAUCACUUACCAAGUUGGAUUUGUCAGGCAACCAGUUAACGGGGCCCAUACCAGAAAGUCUAGCUUCUUCAAAUCUGCGCCUUGUGGUAUUGAAUAACAACUUAUUGGAAGGACAAGUACCAGAGGAACUGUAUUCAAUUGGUGUGCAUGGUGGAGCUAUUGAUCUUUCUGGUAACAAAGGUUUGUGUGGAGUACCUCCUUUAGCAGCGUGUCCAUUAUUUUGGGAACAUGGUCGCUUAUCAACCAAGGGUAAAAUUGCAAUCGGCAUGUCUUGCCUUCUUGUUUUCUGUGUGCUGCUGUUAGUGAUAUAUAUCUUCUGCAUCCGAAGGGGUAGACAUGAUUAUGAAUUUGCUCCUCCUCAUGACUUAAUGUCACUUGCUGCAAAGAGAAACAGAUAUCAGAGGCAGAAGUCCUUGAUGCUUCUUGAAAUGGAGAGUCAGCAUGCCAAGGCAUUGCCAUCACCUUUAACUCCCCAUUAACCAAGUUUGCCUCAAACAGGAAAGUAAAUGAAGAUAAACCUUCUGCUUACAUAGUGCCUAGAGGACAUAUAGAGAGGAAAAGUUCAAAGUGUAAGACAAAUAGAUUGAUUAUGAUAGGAGAGGCUUGGCUGGUUUUAGAAGGUUGAUUUUUAUGAUUUUUGGCAUUUCCAGCAACUUGUUUGGGAAUCAGGUUCUGCAGAAAGCUAGUGGGCAGAAUGUGUAGCAGUUUUUUGUUGACUGACCCAAAAGAAGAUAUGAGCAACCAACCCACCCUCUCCUUCCUCACUUUGUAUCAUACCCCAAAUGUCAUCUGAUGAAUUAUAUUGGUGUGAAAUUUGAUAGUUUGUUUGGAAUUGAACCACACUAAUAUACCAACUGGGUUCUGGUUUUGUACUUUUUUUUUGGCUGCAUCGUCAACCUUUUUUUGGUUAAUAUUUGAAAAUUUUAACCACAUUGUAUGCUGAUUCAUUUAGCCUCAAAUUAGUAUAUGUAUUCCUUAGAUAAUACUGUUAUUGUACGAUGUACUUCUAUAAUGAAAUUUUUACAGAACUAGUUUCUUUUUUA
Messenger RNA from Ziziphus jujuba (common jujube), 2764 nucleotides. RefSeq names its product receptor-like protein 4. The coding region runs from base 293 to 2200 and encodes 635 amino acids. The record is from RefSeq and is a predicted model, not a curated record. The transcript is spliced from 9 exons. Gene Ontology annotation, molecular function: protein binding. NCBI's taxonomy places the organism in Eukaryota, Viridiplantae, Streptophyta, Magnoliopsida, Rosales, Rhamnaceae.